Musa acuminata AAA Group (dessert banana) is the source of this 1472-nucleotide messenger RNA. RefSeq lists its product as uncharacterized. The transcript has 8 exons. The record is from RefSeq and is a predicted model, not a curated record. The coding region runs from base 325 to 1269 and encodes 314 amino acids. NCBI's taxonomy places the organism in Eukaryota, Viridiplantae, Streptophyta, Magnoliopsida, Zingiberales, Musaceae. Gene Ontology annotation, cellular component: elongin complex; nucleus. Gene Ontology annotation, biological process: transcription elongation by RNA polymerase II.
UUCUCUUCCCCACCUUGGCUUCCGCCACUCGGCUCUCCCUUCGUUCUUCCUUCACGAUUUCUGUCUUCUUAAUUUUUUGACCUUUACGCCAUUGAAGAUUCGAUUGCCGCCGAGUAGAACGGAUUUUGAUGACGAAAUCUCAGGGUUCGGCAAUAGGUACGCUAGAAAGGCCAAGAUCGACAAGGCCGCGGUCACGGAGGCCAUUCACCACCAACCUCGCUCGGGGUUCACACCAAGGGCAAAACCCUGGCACUCAAGCGCCUCCAGGAGACGUCACCGGACACCGCAUCCUGCUACCUCCAGCUCCGAAGCCGCUGUCUAGAGAUGCACCUCCCCGUCCCCGCUUCCGCUAGGUCCAGGGCAGCUACCAGGAACACGCCGAACGCUGACCCUAACCCUAAUUCUCACCCUCGCUCUCCUCCUGGUCCUAGUCGUAGCCCUAAUCUCGUGAACCGGGCGGACGGUGCGGCAGAGAGUCCGGUGAAUUCGGACUCCGUGGGGUCCGUACCAACAAAGAGUAACUGCUUCAAGAAGACAAAGGCCACGGCGUUGGCCGUUCGGGAGGCGUCGCCGGAGGUCGAUGCUGCGGAGCCGGAAAGUUCAUAUGGGGAGAAUCAUCUCGAGCUCGACACCUCCAGGAAAGUUCCCUCCUUGGUGGAGCUAUGCAGGGACACGGCGAUCCUUAACCUUAGGUUCAUGGGAGAUGUUGGAGACACGGAGUUGCACCUAUUGAAGGACAUCUUACCUCGCUGUAACAUUAAGGAGUUGACCCAUAUCGAGUACUCAUCGGAAGGAAGGGACCUCAGUCCAGUGACAGAUGACUUGUGGAAAAGAUUCUAUGUGCGAUAUUUUGGAGAGAAAAAUGCAAAUACUGUGAUCAACAGGAUGAAACAGAAUAAAGUAGUAUUUAAGUGGAGAGUGCUCUAUGAGGCAAAGGAAAAGGAACUGGAUGAGGCUAUAAAUAGAAUGGUCAAGAAAAUUAAUGCAGAGAUCCAACAUAGGAAUCAAUGGAAUCUACAAUUCCAAAGUUGUUCUGAAGAUCCACUCUCAGAAAAGAAGAGAGGCCAUGGGGAAGGAAUUGGACCGAGUAAUGUGAAAAGUAACCUGAUGAAGAAGGCAAAAUUGGAGUAUCGUAAUAGCCAUGAAGUAAAAAUACAUGCUCUGCAGCCAAACAGGUUAUCACAUCAAAGCAUCCCAAAACAAAACAAUAUCCUUCCAAGUAGUCCGGAUUCAAGUUCAAGAAAUGGAAAACCAGCAGCGAGAAAAUAAUUGCUUUACCUCAUCUUUUCAGGGUUUCUCAUGAGAAGGAAAACUGUGGCAUCUAUUUAUUUCCUACAAUUUAUGGUACUCUGUCAGUAAGGUGCCUUGUUGGCAUUAGUCUCUUUAUCAGCCUCAUGUGAGUUUCGUAUCUCUAUAGAAAGAUUUGUGUUGACUAUAAAUAUUUGGUUUUAUAGCUUUAGAUUUGAGUUUUA